AGGAUCAUGUAUAUCAUAUAUCGUUCAGGUAGAACCUUUUUUUUAUUUUUUUGUCAAAUGUGUGGGAUAAGAAAAAGUUGAUAUAUGUAUAUAUACAUUGAUAAAACAGGUAAAAUUCGCAAAAAACGAAUACCUAUUAAGGAGAACCUAUUAUAAUUUCGGAUAUCACGAAAAAAAGAAAAAAAAAUAUUUGGAAAGAAACAUUUAUGUUUAUUUAACAUAAAGGUUAUGUGUUUCCGAAAACUCAAUCAAACAUUAUGUUUAGUAAAAUUUCACCAAAUAUAUCCAGAGAACAAAAUUUAACAGCAUUAGAUUUGCGCAAUAAUCAAAACGGCGCAAUAAAUAAUGAAGCGGAACAUAGAACUCAGGGAAUUGUUUUCAAGAGAAAGAAGAAGAGAAAGCAAAAGAAAAACGUGACAUCUAUUUCUUUGCAAGAGAAUAACACUCAAAUCGGUAUAGAAACAAUUGAUUCUGAUAAAUCUCGCAAUUUACAUCUUGCUAAUAAUAAUUCUAUUUUGCCAAAAACAACAGAUUUAUCAAGUACCAGCAUCGAGGAGGAUAAGAGAGCAGGUAAUACAAUUGACAUAAAUAUCCUGAAAAAUUUAUUAAAUGAAAAUGGAGAAGCUUCUGGCAGGAGGGAAGAUAGAGAGACAUUCAAUUUUUUGCAACAGGACGAACUAGGAAAUAAACAAAUCGACAUAAAUCAUUUGGUAGCUGAAGUUCACAUUUUACAGUUUAAUAAUAAAAAAGACAACGACACUGUUUCUGUUUCAUCAAAAACAGCUGAUUUACUAAGUACUGCAAAACACAAUGUAAAUAAAACAAAUAUCUCUACUCUGCAAAGCUCAUCGACAGAAAAUAUUCCAGAAAAUCCUCCUAGCGUAAGAAAGAAGAAGAGAGCAAGCAAUUUUUGGCAAAAAAACUGCAAGCAAAUUGAUCUAAACACAGAAAAUUUGAAGGACAAAGAGCAGACUAUUUUGCAAUUUAAUAAUUGUAACAAUGUUUCAUCAAAAGCUGCUAAUUCACUGAAUACUAAUACUGUUAAAUGUAGGAAGAGCAGAGAAGAUACAAAUAACAAAAGUGUCUCUGGUUUGCAAAAUCCGAAACUUAUUUUUUCUAAUAUAGAUUACGAGUUCCAUGAAGCAAAUCAUGCCAUAAUCGAGACGUUUGCUCUCAAUAUAUAUUUUUCUCUGUGUGCCGAUGACAGAGAAACUUAUUGCUUAGUGUGCGAUAAGAUUCUUCAAAUUCAAAAUAAUUUCCGGGAAAAUCUUUGUGGACACAUUCAAUCAAAGAAGCAUAUAAAACUAUUGUCCCAGAUGAUAGAGGAUGAUAAGGAAUGUUUGAAGGCUGGAAGACUCUUUAGCAAACUAGGAUUGGCACGAGAAUACAUGAGAAGCAAAAAUGGUAUUGUUGAAUGUUUGUUAUGUAAUAGCAAGAGUUUCUCCAGCGAGGUACAGAAUGAUGAUGUAUCUUUACACGAUCAUAUAUUAAGUAGCAAGCAUCAAAAUUUCAAGUUGUCUUGGACAUCGUCGGUAAAGAAUAUACUGCGAGACGUUCAUAAUAAAUUCCGAAGCGUAUACAACGUCAGGAAAUAUUGUUGCGAAUUUUGUAAUUAUGAAAGCACAUCGGAGAUUUAUUUCGCAAAACAUCUGCGUGUACCUCAUCAUACGACACGAUUAGUUGCAGUUCCUGAUUAUGUAGAGAAAUUUAAGUUCUAUUAUUGCGCUGCAUGUCUACUCUUGUGGUUUGGAAAUUCUGAUAUGUUUGAUCGACAUUCUGAGAAAACUGAACACAUACGCAGGCUAACAUACGGUUCUGAUCUCGAUCAUUUGCCAGAACAAGUAAUACAACUCUUAAUUAUGGCCAACCAGAAUGCUGAAGUAUUGCUUAUGCAAUCCAAUAGCAUAUGUUAUAAUAAAACGAUAAUUAAUUACAUAUUGCGCGAUUUGAUAACUGAGCUGCAAAAAUAUAUUCCAAAUAUAAAAGCUCAUCCUUUUGGAUCCAGGAUUUCAGACUUGGGUUUUGCUGACAGUGAUAUUGACAUCUUCCUUGAUUGUGGUAAUAUGUAUGAAGGGAGGAAUUCAUCAUAUAAUCAUUGUCAGAAUCUUAUUACACACAUUGUGUAUUAUCUAUCCCUUAAUAAAACAAUUUGGAUGGUUCAGGAAAUGAUAUUACGUAGUAGAACGCCAAUUAUAAAAGUACAACAUAAUCCCUCAGGAUUUAUAUGUGACAUUUCAGUUACAAAUGGGCUAGCAGUGGAAAAUACCAAAAUAAUUAAGUGUUUUAAUCAUACUUUUCCACUAUGUCGAAAAAUGAUUUUGUUUCUUAAACAUUGGAUGCAUAACAGUGGUUUAUUAGGGUCACAUGUUAUAACAAGCUAUGCUCUCACAUGGUGCGUUAUUUUUUAUCUGCAAACUCUGUUAAUCUUUCCCAGUAUCUCACAACUGAUAAAAUUGAGAAAUAGUUCAUGGCGAAUCAGUGGUUGGGAAGUUGGUGUAAGCUACAAUUUCCCUGUUAAGAAAAUAAAUCACACAUUUGAGGAGCUUUUAUUAGGAUUUUUUAAGUUUUAUGCAGAUUUUAAAUAUAAAAGUCAUGUGAUUUGUCCAUUGUUGGGCCAGCCGAUAGAAAAAAAUGCAUUUACAAAUCUAUCAAGUUUACCGCAAGAUAUGGCACCAUAUGUUGCUUAUAUGCAUGAUGCUUAUACGAAAGAGAAACCUCAAGCUUUUUUCUUAUCACCAUUAUGUGUACAAGAUCCAUUCGAUUUAUCACAUAAUCUCACGAAGGCAGUUAAUAAUCAAAUUAAGAAUCAAUUGAUUACAAGACCAGUAAAAAGAAAUGGGGAUAAGUUACAAACAGGACAAAAAAAGACCAAUGCCUUGGAUCGUUAUAAUAGAAUGUAUCAGAAAAGAUUUCUAGAUUUUGAGAAAAUUAUGUUUACUUGCAGUUUGAGGAAGAAGAAUGAUAUUGAAUGUAAUUUACAACUGUAUGCUGUUGAAUACAGAAAUAUGCGCUGUCUUGCAUGUAAUGUUACACAUUUAUACAAUAUAGAUACAUUGUACGAACAUAUUCAUUGUGAACAACAUAUUAUGCAAACACAGCUGAAAGAAAGCAGUGAAAAGCAGAAACUAAAACUAUUAAGAGAAUUAAUUAAGAUAGAGUUUAGAAAAUGUUAUGCUUGCAAUCAAAAUGGAAAGUUAAUGCAUGAUACAUCCAAAAUCGAGGAACAUAUGCAUUAUCCUUUACACAAGCAAAAUCGUAACAAGGUACUUCAGAAAGCUAUGUGUGUAUUACAAGACUUCGAUACUGUAUUAUGGUACAGCAUCCAAUACUUUGCUUGCGUCGAGUGUAAGAGAAGAUUCCGAAUGAAGAUAAAGUUUAUGGAACAUCUUGACAAAAGUCAUAAUGAACUUCUACGUACAAAGGAUAAUACAAAAUUUGAUUUUUGCCUUCUGUGUGCCACUUUGUGGUAUAACAAAGGGGGGGAUUCAGUUUAUAAACUACACUGUAAAAAACGGACCCAUAGGUAUUUAACAAGAAGUAAUGACUUUGUAAUCAGGCCGCUACCACAAUCUCUGCAAGAAUUAUUGAAAAAUAUUAACGAAACUGUCGUUAAUCUACUUAAACUAUCGGACGAUACAUUAAAGGAUUCAAGAACAACUCAACUCGUGGAUGCUUUAAAGCAUACUUUCGAAGAUCAAUCGUUUUAUGUAGAAGUGUACAUGUUUGGUUCUAGAGUCACUGGUUUAGCAUUGCCAAACAGUGAUAUCGACAUAUAUCUUGAUUUCAGUAAAAUUGAGUGUACUUCAGUGAACUAUAUUAAUAUAUACCGUAAGGAGACUGCAUUAAUACUUCAGAAAAGGAGUAAACAAAUUCAAAAGUAUUUACAGAUUGAUGGUGAAAAUUGGGAAAUAGAAUUAAUUUUGGACGAGAGCAGGACACCUCUGAUAAAAGUAAAGCACAGAUUGACAAGAUUACAAUGUGAUAUUUCAUAUACAAAUGGUCUUUCAGUGGAAAAUUCUAAACUUAUCAAGUCUUUCAAUACGGCAUAUCCGAAUUGCCGAAAAUUAAUAUUGUUUUUGAAAAACUGGAUCUUAUUAGGAAAUUUAACUGGUUCUGACGGAAUAACGAGCUAUUCUCUCAGCUGGCUAGUCAUCUUUUAUUUACAAGUUGAAUAUAAAAUACCGACUAUUGCUGCUUUGAUUAAAAGCCAUAAUCAUUCGAAAAUUGUAUGCGGCUGGGAAACUGGAGUCGAUGUUCCUACAAAAAAUGUACUUGAAUUAUUAAAUGCACCAAUAUGUACAUUGUUAUUAGGAUUUUUUGAAUAUUAUGAACGCUUUAAUUACAUGGACAAUGUUAUAUGUCCAUUGUUAGGCAAGACAUGCCAUAAAGAAAUUUUUACAGAAGAUCCAUCGUCUUUACCCGAUACUAUGAAACUCUACAUUAUGCAAUUGCAGACUACAAAACCGCAAUAUUUUCGUAUUGAUUCACCUAUGUGUGUGCAAGAUCCGUUAGAUCUUUCGCACAAUUUAACAAAGGCUGUGUCAAUUUUAACGCUUAAACAUUUUAAACAAUAUUGUAAAGAAAGUGCAUCGAUGUUAUAUAAUAUUAAUGGACAAGUUUGUCGAAAAAAAGAUACUUAAUUAUAAAGAAUCACCAUCUUUUUAAUUAAUUAAUAUGAUAGAGAUCAAUGUAUUUUUAUAAUUGGACUAUAGGAUUAAUGACAUUAAAAAUAUUUUACAUUAGAUAAUGACAAUUUCAACUAUUUUGUAAUUACAUAUAUUUCUUGUAAUGUCUAUUCUGAUGGUGAUAAAGUAUUAUAUAAAGUACAAUACGCAAUAUAUUU
Molecule: messenger RNA, 4843 nt
Organism: Nylanderia fulva
Lineage: Eukaryota; Metazoa; Arthropoda; Insecta; Hymenoptera; Formicidae
Molecular function (GO): RNA uridylyltransferase activity
Source: RefSeq, a predicted model, not a curated record